CACUGUGUGAUUGGGAUGGGGAACUGGAAGAAACUCAUUUUUGGGAAGGGCAUCAAACUGAUGGUGGAGGACAGGGAGGAGUUCGAGCCUUCCUACUACAAACUGGAGGAUGGUGACACUGCGGCGUGUCUGGCCACUGGGUUCAGCAGACACAACGCCACAAAGAACAAUUCUCUGUUCAAUGAGACCGUUGCUGCCCGGAUCUCAGAGGACUCGCUGUUCAACCAGGUGGCUCUGAUGUCCACUGGGAAUGAGCCGUGUGAGGAAGACGGUGCUGCAUCCGGUCAGUGUGAAGAAACUCUGAGACCAGAUCCGACGGUGAACUUCGUGUCUCUGACCGUUCUGGGCCUCAGACUGCUCUUCCUCAAGACCGUCGUCUUCAACGUCCUGAUGACCUUCCGGCUGUGGAUCAGUCAGUAAACUCUGCAAACCUUCAACAGAAGAAAAGCCAGAGACGACGGAUUCACACGACGGUUUUCUGAUCGAGUCCAUGGAACUGAGUCGUCUCUUCGUCUGUCAGACGUCUGCAUGCUGUAUAUAAACUGUGUAAAUAUCACUUCACCAUCCUGGAAUGUUUGUUGUUGGUUUUGAUGGAUGAAUUUCGAUGCUUCCUGCUGUGUCUGACAGUAAAGACGGAGAAGCCGACUGAAUGAUUGUUGGGUUUUUCUUAAGAUUUCCUGCUUCAGCUCUGAUGUGAAUAGAAAUGAGUUAAAAAUAAUAAAAAUCAGGAAAUAUAAGUAUGAAAACAUCCGUUUGCCUGUUUAUCUCACAGAGAAGAAAACAUGACGUUAAUGUCAAACCGGCUGUCAGACCUCUGAUGAUCAAAGUGUGUGAAAACAGCAGAACAGAAGUGAAUUAAGACCCAAAACAUCUGCAGGAUGUUUUUAAUCUGCUCAAAAGGAGCAAACUGAACAUUUGUGUCAAUGACUGACGGUUUAUUUAAAUAAAUUAAAGACAUUUCACAGAGCAAAUUUCCUUCUGAAACUUUAACAUUUAACAAAGAAUAUUAGUUGACUGUUGGUACAGUGAGGGGCCAAUGGGGCCUCUGAGCCCAGGGGCCCUUAAUCUGCUAAUCUGCCCAUGACUCAUAACAAAAUGUGUGUUUUUAACUUUCCUGUGUGAUAGCAGAAACGCACACAGGUGGAGCUCGUCACUGAUUAGCCGUGGAAACUGUGUGUAGGAUCGUCAUGUUUCCUCAUCGUGAGUCAAACUGAGCCGUUAAAACCGUCUUUCUGUAAACGAACCUGUUUUCAUCUGAAGGAGUGAAGUGAGAGGAAGUGUUUCCACGAUCAGCUUCUCUCAGAGCGUCUGCUCGUCUGCUCGGGGGAUGCUUUAUGUGGAUGUUUGCUGUAUUUUCAUGGGUUUGAUUUGCUGUUUCGUGCUGAAUGCUGAGCAGAGCUGUGACUCGCUGUAGAUGUUGAAUGUUAAUAAAACAUGCGAGCCGUGA
Molecule: messenger RNA, 1447 nt
Organism: Chelmon rostratus (copperband butterflyfish)
Lineage: Eukaryota; Metazoa; Chordata; Actinopteri; Chaetodontiformes; Chaetodontidae
Product: M1-specific T cell receptor alpha chain-like
Exons: 5
Coding region: 16-420 (134 amino acids)
Source: RefSeq, a predicted model, not a curated record